Pelobates cultripes (western spadefoot toad) is the source of this 249-nucleotide messenger RNA. The record is from the annotation of a GenBank genome assembly. Lineage: Eukaryota; Metazoa; Chordata; Amphibia; Anura; Pelobatidae.
AUGGUGCCGUCAAAACAACUUAAAAUAACGGAUCAGAUCCGUCCUAACAAGAAAGAGCGUCCGCAGCAAAAACAAGAUGACACCGAACCGGACGCACACUCACCAGACACAGAUAAUAUAACGGACGGAGAAACCACUCAAAUGCCCCAAGGUGAAGCCCCUGUUUCCAACCACAGCCUGCAUGUUAUGCUACAAGCAUUAAAGGAAUCUCUAAGGACAGAUUUCAGACAAAUCACCAAGGAAAACUGA